UCCCUGUCCUACCGGGUGUAGUCGGACUACAACAGUGAGCAGUGGCAACCACGUUUGCCACAUCCACCACCACCACGUGGGGUGUGCUGGCUCUGGGUGUGUGCCUGGGCGCGCUCAUCGUCGCGACGGCAGUUGGCAACGCCUUCGUCUGCCUCUCCGUCUGCCUCGUGCGCCGCCUACGGCACCCGUCCAACCAUCUGCUCGUCUCACUGGCAGCCUCAGACCUGUGCGUGGCUCUACUCGUGAUGCCGCCCGCGCUGCACCUCGAGAUCACCGGCCGCCGCUGGGACAUGGGUCCGGCUGCCUGCGACGCGUGGGUGUCCGUGGACGUGGCAUCCUGCACCGCGUCGAUCCUCAACCUGUGCAUGAUCUCCGUCGACCGGUAUCUGGCGAUCACGCGGCCUCUCACCUACGGCGUCCGCCGAACUGCCAGGAGAGCAUGGGCCUGCAUCGGAGCCGUCUGGUUGCUGGCGGGCCUCAUCAGCGUGCCGCCUUUACUGGUCUUGGGAAACGAACAUGGAACGGCGGAGGACCCGAAAUGCCUCGUCUGUCAGAACCUCGCUUACCAAUUGUACGCUACUCUGGGGGCGUUUUAUAUCCCGCUGGUCGUCAUGCUGUCGAUGUAUUGGAGGAUUCACACGGCCGCGAAGAAAGUCGUCGAGGCCGAGCACAGAGCCCGGCCGGGACCCCGGACGAGGAGUCUCAGGGUUGCCGUGAGAGAGCGCAAGGCUUCCAUUACGUUGGGGAUAAUCUUGACGGCCUUCACGGCCUGUUGGCUGCCGUUUUUUGCGUUUGCCCUCGUAAGGCCGCUGGGCGGUGAGCCGCUGCCCGAACUAGCUCACAGCCUCGCCCUUUGGCUGGGCUACGCCAACUCGGCGCUGAACCCCGUAAUCUACGUCACCUUUCACCACGACUUCAGGCGCGCCUUCCGCGAUUUGCUCUGUCUGCGCUGUGGCAGGCGUGGCGGUGGGAAACGAAGAGUGCUGGGCCGAAGCGCUAACGAAGGCACGGGAGCCCUUCUCUGUAUCGGAAAUAAUAACCACGCUUCGUGGGCUUGACGCUGGUGGGAGUCGCCUGGAAGACCCGGCGUCUCCAGCGUCGACGUGCGCGACGGUCGUGCUGCGCAGAAGAAGAGAAACAAGCACGGGAAGAAGUCGCAGAAUGUCGGUGGCGCUUGUGAUGCUUUGUGCCGUGAUGCGAGCCAUGUGUGAGUGAAUGCCUUGGAAGGGAACCACAACUGUGCACCUUAUAAAAGGCGGCUCGAGUGCCGACAGAGUUUUUGCACAAGUUAGCUGUGGGAUGUUCACGUGCUAUUCAACGAAGUGUGAGCGAGAUUCUUUGUUAACAACAGACAGCUAUCAUGCGUGCAAAAUACUUGACUGUAAUAUUUUGUAAUAUAUCAGACAAUGUCCAAAAGUAAAAUUCCAUCGAUUGUGUCGCUGCUUCGCGUCAUCAGUGCUCAUCCGUUUCCUUUUAUGUUUCCUUAUGAUCUUCUACUUGUGCGACCGCAAGAAAUUAGGGUAAGAUAAUUCCUGUGCCACUGUAUGUAUUUCGUGCAUAAUCGUAGGACCCUUAUUGAUCUGUUGUAUAGACGCCGACAAUCGGGCAAACGAGUUAUCUUAGAAUUAACUAUAUCACCUUGUGCCAUGAACAGUGCAGUGCGGACACAGCAUAGCAAUAUGUGUCAAUAAGGUGUGUGUCAUGCUGGUUAACCCCUUUAUAACGAGCUAACUGCUUUGGAAUCGGGCACACAUUUUUGUGAAGUGCACUAGAAAAAUAUUGCCUCAAAGAGCUUAUCACUGUAGUGUUUGUUGACGGUGUAAUGCAUCGCCAAAAUCGUAA
Molecule: messenger RNA, 1842 nt
Organism: Rhipicephalus sanguineus (brown dog tick)
Lineage: Eukaryota; Metazoa; Arthropoda; Arachnida; Ixodida; Ixodidae
Product: 5-hydroxytryptamine receptor 1
Exons: 1
Coding region: 246-1058 (270 amino acids)
Biological process (GO): G protein-coupled receptor signaling pathway, coupled to cyclic nucleotide second messenger; chemical synaptic transmission
Cellular component (GO): membrane; dendrite
Molecular function (GO): G protein-coupled serotonin receptor activity; neurotransmitter receptor activity
Source: RefSeq, a predicted model, not a curated record